GCUGCUGCUGCUCACGCUCGACGAUGCCUCCCUCGACAGCGUCGCCGCGUGCGCCACCUCCGUCUCCUCCUCCCUCGGCCCCGCGCUGCAGAAAGGGAUCGAGCCGCUGGUGGCCGCGCUCGGCCGCGCGGACCCGGCGCGCUUGGGCGGUGGUACUCUGCGGCUGUACGCGGCGGAAAACGACCACGCCGCGGUGGAGAAGCUUGGAGCACGCGACGAGUACCGGGCCUUGCGCCUGCUGCCGCUGCUGGUCGACCGCGUCUGCACCGCCUGCGACGUGUCGGAGAGCGAGGUUGCCACCCGGGCAGAGCCGUGGCAGGGUGAGAUCGUCUUGAUGACGCCGCCCGACACCACGCCGCGCCCCCGCACCGGCCUCCGGCUGGUGCUCGCCCGCGCCCCCUUUGCCGGCCCGACCAUCCGAUUGCCAGAGUCAGACGCGGAGGCGCACUUUCUGCACCGGCGGAAGAUCCUGACGGUCAACGGCACGCACACCACCCUCGCCUUCCUCACGCUGGCGCUGCACGAGCCGCCGCCGCACACCGGCCUGCCCGCCGGUGACUACGAGCUGCUGCGCGCCGUCUCGGACGGCGACGGCGGCGGCGGCGACGAGGACGACGACGAGGUGCUCCGCGUGGAGGAGACGCACAGGAUGGUCUGGUCGUGGUGCGUGGCGAGGCAGCUCCUCCUCCUCUUCGAGUUCCCGAGCGAGGUUGCGCGCGCGGCGCUCGGCUGCCCCCCGGACGAGGGGGACGCCUCGGACCGGAGCCUCGCAGACGCUCUGCUCGCCGGCGCGCGCAUCGCAAUCGAGCGGCUCGGCCGAGGAGGCGACACGACAAAGCGCGUGCUGGGCGGCGGGGUGGUGAACCGGUUCGAGACGCGGCUCAAGCCGAUCGCAACCUUCCUCGACACGUCGUGCGCCUCCUCAAAGUGGCUGCGAGGCCCGUCUCAUCACGCGCGCCGCCUCGCCAAGACGGUGCUCCGGCGCGCAAAGCUGACGGAGACGGCGGUGCGGCUCUCCGUCCUUGGGCUCGUCGCCGACGCGGAGCGCUUCGCCGUGCCCGCCGACGGCGCGGGCGCCGGCAAAAAGCUGUGAGUGGGUCCGUUGCGGCGGCGGCGGCGGCGGCGGCGGCGGCGCGCCCCCCUGGUGUCAAGUUUGGGGGGGCGUGUGAGCGACUUUUGCGAGUCGGGAGGUUGUAGGCCAUAGUGUUACGCGACCGCGAUGCUUCCGAGGCGGAGUGGAGGCUCUGCGCGCUAGAGAUCGAGGACGAGGUCCCUCUCUCGCCACGAGAGCCACAGUCAGCAGUCUCGGGUCUCGCCAUUCCUCGCGUGGGCCGUGGCCAUUUUUUUUAUAGUGCCUGUGUGACACAUGAAGUAUUGCAGUCUGUGUGUCGUCAUGGUUUGAUCGAUCCUGUAGUAAUGACUACGAUGCGACA
This is a messenger RNA of Emiliania huxleyi CCMP1516, 1433 nucleotides long. RefSeq lists its product as hypothetical. The transcript has 4 exons. NCBI's taxonomy places the organism in Eukaryota, Haptophyta, Isochrysidales, Noelaerhabdaceae. The record is from RefSeq and is a predicted model, not a curated record. Bases 335 to 1093 code for a protein of 252 amino acids.